UCUGUCCAUAACUGGAAGCAGCUCAGUGUAGGAUCCUGAGUGUCCUUGUCUGCACAGAGAACAACGUGUGCUCCACUUUCCUGGGCUCAGUUCUGCCUGCCUUUUUCCAGCCAGCUGCAUCGUCCUGCUGCCCUGACUGAGAUGGACAAAUCUGUGCUCAUGUUGCUGUUCCUGGGAUGUUUCCCUCUUGUGAUCUUCCAAGUCUAUGCUCUUCAGUGUAGACUCUGUAAUGACUACUUCAAUGGCCAAUGUACAACAGAUUACACAACCUGCAACACUUCGGCUCGUGAGUUCUGCAGACAUUUUAGAGUAUCUAAUGCAAGCAACAUGUCAUACAUAUCUAUUGGACAUAGCGAUUGUACAGAAAAUUGCUCUCCUUUCUAUAUACGGCAUUUGGAUAGUGCCUACAUAGAAUACUGUUGUAUUGACCGUGAUCUGUGCAAUGACGACACUGUACCAGUUGAUAAAUAUGUCAAAAACCUAGCUCAGAUCAAUCUAAAUUAGUUUUCCAUAA
Molecule: messenger RNA, 514 nt
Organism: Ochotona princeps (American pika)
Lineage: Eukaryota; Metazoa; Chordata; Mammalia; Lagomorpha; Ochotonidae
Product: prostate and testis expressed protein 14-like
Exons: 3
Coding region: 142-504 (120 amino acids)
Source: RefSeq, a predicted model, not a curated record